AUGGCCGCCGCCGCGGACCCCUUUGACUCGGCGCUGGACCUCCUCCGGCGGCUGAACCCCAAGCACACGGCCGACCACCUCAAUGCUAUCAUCUCGCUCGCGCCCGACCUGACCGAGGACCUCCUCUCGUCGGUCGACCAGCCGCUGGCCGUGCGCCGCUGCCGCCAGACGGGCCGCGAGUACCUCCUCUGCGACUACAACCGCGACGGCGACUCGCACCGCAGCCCCUGGUCCAACCAGUUCGACCCACCGCUCGACGAGGCCGGCGCGGGCGGCGUCGGUGCCGACGGCAACGAGGGCGCCGGCGAGGGUGCCGUCCCCAGCGAGCGCGUCCGUCGCAUGGAAAUCAAGGCCAACGAGGCCUUUGACAUCUACAGGGAGCUGUACUACGAGGGGGGCGUGAGCAGCGUCUACUUUUGGAACCUCGACGAUGGCUUUGCCGGCGUCGUGCUGCUCAAGAAGACGGCGACCCCCGGUGGAAGCAGCGAGGGCGUCUGGGACUCCAUCCACGUAUUCGAGGCCAUCGAACGCGGCCGCACGACUCACUAUAAGCUCACCUCGACCGUGAUCCUCUCCCUCUCCACCGCCGAGGGCUCCAUUGGCGACAUGGACCUCAGCGGCAACAUGACGCGCCAGGUGGAGCAGGACCUCCCCGUCGACAGCGACGAGAGCCACAUCGCCAACGUCGGCCGCCUCGUCGAGGACAUGGAGCUCAAGAUGCGCAACCUGCUCCAGGAUGUCUACUUUGGCAAGGCAAAGGACGUGGUCGGGGACCUGCGCAGCGUGGGCAGCCUGAGCGACGGCGCCCGGGACAGGGAGACCCAGAGGGAGCUUAUUGGCAGCAUGAGACGAUAG
Purpureocillium lilacinum is the source of this 855-nucleotide messenger RNA. Its product is annotated as F-actin-capping protein subunit beta. NCBI's taxonomy places the organism in Eukaryota, Fungi, Ascomycota, Sordariomycetes, Hypocreales, Ophiocordycipitaceae. Gene Ontology annotation, biological process: barbed-end actin filament capping; actin cytoskeleton organization; cell morphogenesis. Gene Ontology annotation, cellular component: F-actin capping protein complex; cytoplasm; actin cortical patch. The record is from RefSeq and is a predicted model, not a curated record. Gene Ontology annotation, molecular function: actin filament binding.